UUAGCAGUGUGUAAACAAGCGAGUCAUAUGAACCCAUUCCUACACUUGAAGUGUGAAACUGUCCCGUUUAUAAAAGUAUAAAUGGUGGGACGUCGCGAGGGAAACUUGCGCAUUUAACGGCCCGAGCUGCGGUCUGUGUGUGGCCGCCAUGCCUUAUCUGGGCAGCGAGGACGCGGUGAGGGAGCUGAGGAGAGCUCUGUCCAACCCCAACGUCCAGUCCGACCAGCUGCGCUACAGGAACACCAUCCUCAAAGUCAUCAGGGCGAUGUCACAGGGUGUGGAUGUAUCAGGCCUGUUCAGUGAGAUGGUGAAAGCCUGUGCCACAGUGGACAUAGUCCAGAAGAAGCUGGUCUAUGUCUUCCUGUGUUCCUAUGCCGCUUUGAACCCAGAGCUGUCUCUGCUGGUCAUCAACACGCUGAGGAAAGACUGUCAGGACCCAAACCCCAUGGUCCGCAGUCUGGCCCUGAGGAACAUGACCAACCUCAGGUUACCCAGUCUGGUGGAGUACGUGGAGCAGCCUCUGACAGCAGGACUGAGGGACAGAGCAGCUUGCGUACGACGUGUGGCUGUUCUCGGUUGGGCCAAACUACAUAAUCUCCAACCCAACUCUGAGAUAGAUGCUGCAGUGGUGAACGAGCUGUACGGCCUGCUGAGGGACCCCGACCCGGUGGUGAUGGUGAACUGCCUCCGAGCUCUGGAGGAGAUCCUGAAGGAGGAGGGAGGAGUAGCGAUUAAUAAGCCUAUCACCCAUCACCUCCUCAACAGGUUGAAGGAGUCAGAUGUUUGGGGUCAGUGUGAGGUGCUGAGGAUCCUCCAGCGUUACCGUCCCCAGUCAGAGGACGAGCUGUUUGACAUCCUGUCCCUGCUGGACGCCUCUCUGGUCAGCCCCCACCCCUCUGUCAUGGCGGCUACCCUCAGCCUCUUCCUCGGCCUCUGCUCCGGACUGCCUGCCGUCAGCCUGGCGGCCCUGGAGAGAGUACGGGGACCCCUGCUGGCCGCCUGCGGGAGCGCCGCGUCUAGAGAGACGAGGUUCACUGCCCUCUGCCACAUACAGCUGCUCCUGCGUUCUCUCCCUGGCCUGAUGGGGGCGCACUACAAACGUUUCUUCUGUGGCUACGCUGAGCCAGCCUUCAUCAAGCAGAGGAAGAUGCAGGUGCUGGUGGAGCUGGUUAACGAUGACAAUGUAGCAAUGUUACUGGAUGAGCUGAAAGGAUACUGCACUGAUGUCAACACUGAAACUGCCCAGGCUGCAAUCUCAGCUAUAGGUCGUAUUGGACGGAGCUACAGCGACAGAUGUCUGGAGAUCCUUACUGGACUGCUUGGGCUCAAACAGGAGCACAUCACUUCUGCGGUGGUGCAGACGAUGCGUGACCUGGUCUGGGUGUGCCCUCAGUGCAGCGACACUGUUUGUUUGGCUCUAGAGGGCUGCGAGGAGACGCUGCAGGAUAGCCAGGGCAGGCAAGCCUUGCUGUGGUUGCUGGCUGUGUAUGGGGAGCGAGUCUCCAGCGCCCCCUACACAUUGGAGGUGUUCAUUGAUGGAGUGAGGAGCGAGGUCUCUCUGGGAGUCAAGAUGGAGCUGCUGACGACCACCAUGAGGCUGUUUUUGUGCCGGCCUGCUGAGACACAAGACAUGCUCGGAAGACUGCUGCACUACUGCAUAGAGGAGGAGACGGACAUGUGCGUGCGUGACCAGGCACUUCUCUACUACCGCCUGUUGCAUUGUGGGAUAGAAGAGACGCGGAAGGUCCUCCAGGGUCGGCGGUCAGACCCUUCCCUGGGUGUUCUGAUUGGUCGCCCUGCCGAGCCCAUCAGCCAGUGGGCAUACAGCUUUAACACUCUGGAGCCUCUGAGGCAGGGCAGCGUAGAGACAGAGCCAGCCAGCAGAGGAAGCCCUGAACAUGUGACCUUUGACCCCAAGCCUAACACUGACCUCUCAGACACACUGAACUGUAGCCAAAUUGACAAAGUUCAUUCAGGCUCAGGCAGUGCCAGUGUGUGUACCUACUCCUCUGCUAAUGUCCUGGCUUCCGGCAUCACAGCCCCACUCAGUUUGUCCCUCUCCCCUGCUCUCAGCCCAGAGGAGUUUGAGCGUCUGUGGCUGCAGCGAGAGGAUUUGCAUGCUGAGCAAGGUGCUGAAAAGCUGGAAGAGGAGGAGGAUUAUGUGUGCUUGGAAGAACGCAUCCAAUGCCCUGCCAUACCUCACUGCUCACCACAAAGCCUUCAGGCUGCGAUGCAGCUGGUCAAUAUCCAGACACUGGCCUUCACGCCGCCGCACACACUCCCGUGGAGGGUCUACCUGUACACGCACACCCAGCACGCACACUCCGGCUACGCACCCGGCAGCACGCUCAUAGUCGGUGAGCUGCUGUACACUGGAGAGGCAAGUCGGAGGGUAGUAGCGGUAAAGGAAGGCACGGAGGAUCGGGAUGGGGAUGCGGCAGAAGACGGAGAGGACGCUGGGCAAAAUGGGAGAGAGUUCGUGAGAAAAGAUGGGGAAGAGGAGGAAGUAAAAGUGACUGUUAAACAGCAGCCAAGAGAUGACACAGCUCUGAAGGGGUUUCUCUCCAUCCUCACCACUGUGCUGCACACAUUGUCCUUGGAGAGCAAUUAAAUAUGCACAAUGCACACAUACAAACAUUGUACUUACUAAAAAAAACAAAAACUCAGUGACCACUCUCAUUUGCCUAACCAUGACUUAAAAAAGGGCCCUAAGCAAUAGCAAAUACUGCAAGGCUCAAAUUGGACUUCAGGGAACCAGAGACAGAAGGUGCACGAAUGAGUAGUAAAAACCAACAAUUCUGUUUUCUUGUUAUUUCCUACUUUAAGAACUGAAAGAAAAUAAUGUUUGUGUUACCCGAUGGAAGUAACCACAUUACUCAUUCGCAGGAAGCUGAGCUGCACACGGCCCUGAAACGGGGAGUUAUUAUGGGUUUUAUUUGUUGUGUGUACACCUGUGAGCUGUCCUCCGAGGCUCCCAGAUGUCUAGACUUAACCCUUCAAUGUAGGAUCAGAUCUCACAGAUUGUUGUGUGGGCUGUCAUUAUAAUAGCUGGCUAAAGAUGGAUGCAUGAAGUGACCUCAAAUAAUAAAAACGUCUGGAUUCCUCCUGCUUUAUCUGUUUUAAUAAGGCACUAGCUCUGUUGCGAUAAGGCCGAUGAGUUCUUCCACUUACUACAGUGACUCUGUGGGUUGUCACACAUUGAGGACACACCUGGAGUAGACUGAGGCGGCGGCCACCUGGCGGCUUGUAGCCACGCCCCCUACAGCGUGCGUGGCCGUGGGAGAACCGGCAGAAGCGGCAGAAGCGGCAUCAGCGUUGAAACCAAGAGAAUGUGGCUUCGCAGGUUUUGAUCUAUGUGUUCUUAUUAGCGCCCGACUGCCUCCCUUUUCCGCCUAUAUGAUGCCUUUGAUUUUUCCGUUCCUUAUAAGUACAACAUAGGACGCCGGAGCCGGGUGAGUGGACUUUGAGUGGAAGUUUCUCCUUCAACAGAACCGUCACCUUCCUCAUAACGGACUACGCGAACCGGCGCCUUGUAUCCAUCCACUGACAGCUUUAGCAUGUGCGACACAGUUGGUUAACUCUUAUAUGUUCUUGCUUUGUUUAGGAAUAUUUAGUUUGUUUUUUGUGGUGUUUUUUGGGUUGUUUUUUUUAAUGAACUACCUCAUUACUGUGUUAUUAACCAGGCUGUGCACAUAUAACGUUACAGUUAGACGUAGCGUUUGGCUACUUAAUAUCUAACCGAAACGACGUAAGUUAAAUAAAGUGUCGGAAACGUGCAACAGAUCUCUUACUUACGUACCUAAGAGAAACCGAUAGGAUUUUUAUGGUGUGUUUUUUUUGUAUUUUGAAUAGCCAAUCCAUGUAGAUACUCUCAAUAAUAACCAAUAUUACAACUGUAUGUGUCCUCUAAUGUAAUCCUCUAGGCCAUCCCAUAAAAACUCAACUGUUGGACCAGCUGCAGUUUUUCUUGUUUAGUUAGUAGCCUCGUUGUAUUGUUUAAACUCGUCACAUACACACACACACUCCUGCCCUGUCAAUCGUGUUUGGUAACGUAAUCUAUCGUGACACAUGGUUUUGAUUUUAGUCAUCUGAAGUGUGGCGGAGGACUAUCAGCCUGGAUUGUCCGUAGCGGUAGGAUCGGUAAACUUCGCUGACUAAACUUCCUCU
Molecule: messenger RNA, 4167 nt
Organism: Anoplopoma fimbria (sablefish)
Lineage: Eukaryota; Metazoa; Chordata; Actinopteri; Perciformes; Anoplopomatidae
Gene: ap4b1
Product: adaptor related protein complex 4 subunit beta 1
Exons: 14
Coding region: 149-2611 (820 amino acids)
Biological process (GO): intracellular protein transport; vesicle-mediated transport
Cellular component (GO): membrane coat; clathrin adaptor complex
Source: RefSeq, a predicted model, not a curated record